AUGAAGAUGCUGGGCAGCGGGCCCAUCUGGUUGGAUAAUUUGAGCUGUUCUGCAAGCGAAUCCUCCCUGACACAGUGCCAGCUCCCUGGGUUUCAGUCUAACCUCUGUUCUCACCAAAUAGAUGUUGGUGUGAUUUGCUCAGCGAUCAGAUUGGUGAAUGGAAGUGAUCAAUGCUCUGGCAGAGUGGAGAUCUACCAUGUUGGCCAGUUGGGAACGGUGUGUGAUAACUCCUGGAACAUGAACGACGCUGAGGUGGUGUGUAGACAGGCUGGCUGUGGCAGAGCUCUGGAUGCUCUCAGCAGUGCCCACUUUGGACAGGGCAGUGGGCCCGUCUGGUUGGGUGAUGUGAGCUGUUCUGGAAACGAAUCCUCCCUGACACAGUGCCAGCACCCUGGAUUUGGGUCUUACAACUGUAGUCACCAUGAAGAUGUUGGUGUGAAUUGCUCAGCCAGUGCCCAGACCCCGAUCAGACUGGUAGAUGGAGAUAAUGAGUGCUCUGGCAGAGUGGAGAUCUACCAUGCUGCCCAGUGGGGAACGGUGUGUGAUUUCUCCUGGAACCUGAAGAACGCUGAGGUGGCGUGUAGACAGGCUGGCUGUGGCAGAGCUCUGGCUGCUCUCAGCCGUGUCCACUUUGGAGAAGGCAGCGGGCCCAUCUGGUUGGAUAAUGUGGGCUGUUCUGGAAACGAAUCCUCCCUGACACAGUGCCAGCGCCCUGGGUUUCGGUCUAACCGCUGUUUUCACGAAUUCGAUGUUGGUGUGAUUUGCUCAGCGAUCAGAUUGGUGAAUGGAAGUGAUCAAUGCUCUGGCAGAGUGGAGAUCUACCAUGUUGGCCAGUGGGGAACGGUGUGUGAUAACUCCUGGAACAUGAACAACGCUGAGGUGGUGUGCAGACAGGCUGGCUGUGGCAGAGCUCUGGAUGCUCUCAGCAGUGCCCACUUUGGACAGGGCAGUGGGCCCAUCUGGUUGGGUGAUGUGAGCUGUUCUGGAAACGAAUCCUCCCUGACACAGUGCCAGCACCCUGGAUUUGGGUCUUACAACUGUAGUCACCAUGAAGAUGUUGGUGUGAAUUGCUCAGGAAAUCUCCAGACCCAAAUCAGACUGGUAAAUGGAGAUAAUGAGUGCUCUGGCAGAGUGGAGAUCUACCAUGUUGGCCAGUGGGGAACGGUGUGUGAUAACUCCUGGAACAUGAAUGACGCUGAAGUCGUGUGUAGACAGGCUGGCUGUGGCAGAGCUCUGGCUGCUGUCAGCAGUGCCCACUUUGGACAGGGCAGUGGGCUCAUGUGGUUGAAUAAUGUGACCUGCUCUGGAAACGAAUCCUCCCUGACUCAGUGCCAGCACCCUGGAUUUGGGUCUAACUUCUGUUCUCACUAUGAAGAUGUUGGUGUGAUUUGCUCAGGACCAAAACCCAGAUCCACAGCCUUAAGCGCCUAA
Messenger RNA from Conger conger (European conger), 1431 nucleotides. Its product is annotated as deleted in malignant brain tumors 1 protein-like. The transcript has 7 exons. The record is from RefSeq and is a predicted model, not a curated record. Gene Ontology annotation, cellular component: membrane. NCBI's taxonomy places the organism in Eukaryota, Metazoa, Chordata, Actinopteri, Anguilliformes, Congridae. Bases 1 to 1431 code for a protein of 476 amino acids.